GGGGGGUAGAAAGGCUCUACAGGAUACAAGGACCUGGACUGAUGGGCCAAGGUAUACUGGAUUUGCUGGUGCUUUGUCAGGGUGACGUGCCAGCGGGAGCUCUGAGGAGCCAGCCUUGGUACCAGCUUUGUUCUGCAUCCCCAGCCAUGGGCAGAGAGGGUCUCACAGUGGAAACCCCCAUUUUCUGAGUCUUGUUACAGUCGUAAAUAGUUAAAUGUUGUGCUAAUAGUGGGGAGCUGAGUAGUGACAAGGUGGUAGAUGAGCAUGAGGUUGGUAAAUGCCACUGUCCAAGCUGUGGAUAGAAGAAAAAGUAACCUGUGUUGUGUCUAUAGGAAAGCCUUAGGUGGGAUGAGCAGUGGCUUGUGAACGUUCGGCACUGUGACUUCCAGUUCUCUAAAAUCCUUAACUCCGAGUGAAGUGGCAGCCCAAAGAUCAACGGGAUCUCAUGAGGAAGGCUGCUGAGCAGGGGCAGUAGGUAGAUGGGGAUGGGGAUGGAGCAGCUGCCUUGUGACACCGGAGCUGCCACGCAGGGCUGCAGCUGCUAGGAUAAAGCUGAGGGGAUGUGAUCCAGGUUCUCAUGAGUUUGGAGGCAGUGGUAAGCUAAAGGUGGAGCACACGUGGGGAGUGGGAAGGUGUCUGCUUAAAGCAGCUGGUAGCAGGGGGCUUCUUUGUGUUAGCGGAGGGUUUCUGCUAUGUAACACCAAGGUGGGAUCAUGGGCUGAGAAAGGAAUUAGAUUUGUCUGCAGACAUCAAAGGGAUUGGGGGAAUGUACCUUCCUGGUGAGACCCCUAUGGGCAAUGAGGAAGUCUGGGGCUCAGACAGCCCAAGAAAGUGCCCAAGAUUGCAUGUUAGCUGUCUGUAAAUAGCAUCUCAGACUGCUGCCACUGGGAGCUGUGCUCUGGAGCAGAGCAGUGGUCUGACCGGGAGGUCUCUUCCUGUGCUCAGAGCAUCCAUUCACUUCUAGAUGGAGUCUGAUGAAAUGAGCUGAUGUGGUGGAAUGACUGCUUAGUCAGCAUCUUUUCCGUCAAGAACUGAUUCUUUCUUGUUUAUAGGUGUGUGUUUCUUUUGCUUCAUUCUUUCUAAAUCGAAAUGUUAACUGUUUCCUGUUAAUUCCAGUGGUAUCCACAAAAUGUCUGCUGCUCUCUGCAUGUUACUUUGUUUGCCUUUUUGUGGCAGUGUCCUUCCAUCCUGUCAGUAACCAGCUUCUGAGCUUUGAGGCAGAGAUGAUCGCAUAAAGCAGCUUUAUGUACCUGAAUGUUAUGUUUAAUUAACUCACUGCACUGUGGUUCUGUCAUUGAGUACAUAUUUGUCUUUCAUUUUUAGUUUCCAUUAUGAACUUAAAACUUGUGGUCUGGGACUUCUUGGGGCUCAAAGCUGCUGUUCCUAGGGUUGGAGUUGAUGGCUAAAAUGCUGCCUUUGGUUCUGUAUGUUCUUGGCACGUAUCUUACCCAGCUCCUAACGUGGUCAUAUGCGAGGGUCGUGUUUAUAAAGGCCUUCAGUACUUUCAGAUGCAGAAUGCCAUGGUUUUUGAGUAUAGUCCAUCAUUAGACACCAAAUGUCUUUUAAAUCUCUUGUUUCAGGAAGUUAAGAAGGAUGUAGAGCCCAAGGAUGAUGCCCUGCCACUCAGAAGGGAGAAAUCUGGCAAUGUAGCAAGCCUUGUGCAGCGUAUUUGCACCUAUGGGCUUCCAGCAGGAGGAAUUCAGCCUCAUCCACCGUCCAAAAGCCUCAAGAAGAAGUCCAAGAAGCGGCAGUGCAAAGUGCUCUUCGAGUACCUCCCGCAGAACGAAGAUGAGCUGGAGCUCAAGGUGGGGGAUGUGAUUGACAUCAGUGAGGAGGUAGAGGAAGGCUGGUGGAGUGGAACACUGAACGGCAAGUCGGGGUUGUUUCCUUCUAACUUUGUGAAAGAGUUGGAAUUGGCGGACGAUGGAGAAACACAGGAUGCUCUGGAUGAUGCAGAGCCCGUUUUCAGUGGUCCUACCUCACCUGUGGCCUCUCCUGGGAAUGAAAGUGAACCUGGAUCUGGACCAGCACAGCCAAAGAAAAUUCGAGGUGUUGGGUUUGGAGAUAUAUUUAAAGAAGGCUCAGUUAAGCUUAAGACAAGAUUAUCCAGUAAUGAAUCAGAGGAUAAAAGGCAAGAUAAGCCAUCACCAAACCAUCCUCCUGGCACUAAGCUCGCUCAGCUUCCUCGCAUUACAAAAAUGGAAAACUCAUCAGAAGUACUGAAGUCAGAAGCUGAAGGUAAACCAAAAGCCAAGGAGUAUUGCAGGACAAUAUUUCCCCAUGAAGGAGUAAAUGAUGAACUGAGUUUUAAAGAAGGAGAAAUUAUUCAAAUUAUCAGUAAGGAUACUGGAGAGCCAGGCUGGUGGAGAGGAGAACUCAAUGGUAAAGAAGGAGUCUUCCCUGAUAAUUUUGCUGUUCAGAUACAAGAAUUUGAUAAAGACUUCCCUAAGCCAAAGAAACCUCCACCUCCAGUUAAAAAUCCAGCUCCCAAGCCUGAAUUGCCAACUGGAGAGAAGAAGUUCCCUUUGAGGUCUGAAGAGAAAGGUGAGAGCAGUUUUCUGGAUGAAAAAGGAGCUUUGGAUCAGAAGCCUUUGAAGCCACAUGCUCCUCAAGUACCACCCAAGAAACCCAUUCCUCCAAGCAAGUCUAACAGCUUACUGAGAGCGGGGAUUCUGCAACUAAAACGUCCAGAAAAACCUGUUCUGCCUUCAUCCGUAUCCAAGUCUAAUGGAGAAGUUGUUCAUCUUCGACCAAAAUCUGAAAUUGAGCCAGUAGCAAAACCGAAGUUAGACUCUGAACAGCUACCAGCGAGACCAAAAUCAGUAGAGGUAGAUUCACUUGUGGUAAAGAACUCUCGAGAAUCAGAUCUGUUAAGCUUUGAUGAUGUAAUAGCUACCUCAGAUAACCUGUCGCACCCCACCGCCAGUCGGCCCAAGAUGCCCGGCCGGAGGCUGCCCACGCGCUUCAACUGCGGGAGUGCUGCAAGUCAAAACGACAGUCCAGAAAAAAAUUUGAAGGUGCAGAAGGAAGAAGAAGAAAGUGCCAAACCAAAGCCAGUUGAAAUGAGAAAGCCAUCUGUGUUGAGUCCACCAGUUCCAUCUUCAUCUCAGAGACCAAGUUCUGUCAUCUUUCUGUCUGGGGAGACCCAACCUAAAGUUGAAACAGAUAAUUCACAGGCUUCUGUGGAAGAGCUCAGGGCUCAGAUUCAAGAUUUGAUGAAUUUAGUAGAUGCACUGAGAAAAGAACACGGGAGAGAACUGGAAAAACUAAGGAAGGAUUUGGAAGAGGAGAAGCUGAUGCGAAGUAACCUGGAGAUUGAGAUAGAAAAACUGAAGAAAGCAGUGAUGUCUACAUGAUACGCCCAUGGACUGGAUGUCUUCAACUUGCCAGGAAUACAAAGCUGAACACGAGUAGAACUGACUCCUUAUUUUGUCAUAAUGGAUGCUGGAGUUCUACAGUCUUAAGGAAAUAUAUUGCAACAAAGGAAUAUAGUCUUCUAUUCAGAGAUAAAAAGCAAAAGAGAAAAACGGUGUAAUUUUCUUGCCAAUAUAAAAGAGGCCUUAUUUCUUACUGUGCUGGAAUUGCAGACCUUUAUUUUUUUGGUUUGCUUGACAAUACUACUGAAUCUGUAUAAAGAGGAGAGGGAAUUCUUAAUAGAUUUUUAUUGAAUAUCUGUAGCUUAAUUUUUAAAGAGAUCUAUACUAUAAAUAGGGUGAUCUAUCUUUACAAGUAAUCUGUAAAAGAGUCCCUUGGGAGGGACAGCAUAGCUGUAUGGGAAUUGGAGUCACUAUUUUCCCCCUGCGUUGCGAAAGGGAAGAGAUGAGAUUUGUGUAUUUUUAAUGUUGGCAGUCUCAGCCGGGGUUCUGCUGUGUGUCUGCCUGCUGUUUGUCAGCCGGGUCGUGAGAUAGGAAUCUGUGGAUGCCACGGGUCGGGUGGCACACCUAUGCACGGUGCUGAGAAGGGUUGACCUCAUCGGGGCGGUUUAGCAGAACGUUUUGUCAAUUGCACUAUUGGAUUAAAAAGGGAUUUAGGACUGAGUCACGAAGUCGCAACAAAAUGAACUUUUAAUAUCACAGAAGGAAGAGCUGCAGAAGGGAGGCUGGGGUCUGCUCUGAACCGAACCUGUUGUGCCUCAAAUAUUGCAGCACGCAAUGUGGGAAGUAAACCUGAACUCACAGGGUCUGUGCUUCUGCGUAUCUAAACUGAUGUCGUCAGUCUUUCCAGUGGCUGAACAUGCAUUUUGAUCUGUUUUUACAGUACUCAAUUUUUGUUUAUAAUAUGGCUCAAAAUAAAUCACUUGAACUUUGA
Molecule: messenger RNA, 4308 nt
Organism: Gallus gallus (chicken)
Lineage: Eukaryota; Metazoa; Chordata; Aves; Galliformes; Phasianidae
Gene: CD2AP
Product: CD2 associated protein
Exons: 17
Coding region: 1509-3356 (615 amino acids)
Molecular function (GO): protein binding
Source: RefSeq, a predicted model, not a curated record